CAGGAGGGUCUGUAUACCUAUGUGAGCUCUUCCUUGGGAGAUGUCCAACGUUUCCAGUUACGCGCUUCGAAUGGCCCGGCUGAGUGCUCAGAUAUUUGGAGAAGUUGUCAGGCCAACUGACUCAAAAUCCAUGAAAGUAGUGAAGUUAUUCAGCGAGCAGCCUCUGGCCAAGCAGAAGGAGGUCUACAGCUGGUAUCCUCCUCACAACACCUACUAUGCCCUCAUGAAGAAACUCCGUUACUUUGGUCUCUACAGGGAUGAGCAUCAGGACUUCAAGGAGGAGAUGAGGCGACUGAAAAAGCUCCGUGGGAAGGAAAAACCAAAGAAGGGGGAAGGAAAGAGAGCUCUCAAGAGGAAAUAGUGACACUUGGACAAUGUAACGAACUACUCUGGAAAUGC
Apaloderma vittatum (bar-tailed trogon) is the source of this 399-nucleotide messenger RNA. RefSeq names its product mitochondrial ribosomal protein S33 (gene MRPS33). NCBI's taxonomy places the organism in Eukaryota, Metazoa, Chordata, Aves, Trogoniformes, Trogonidae. The record is from RefSeq and is a predicted model, not a curated record. Bases 41 to 361 code for a protein of 106 amino acids. Gene Ontology annotation, cellular component: mitochondrion. The transcript is spliced from 2 exons.